Scophthalmus maximus (turbot) is the source of this 2878-nucleotide messenger RNA. RefSeq names its product aldehyde dehydrogenase 4 family, member A1 (gene aldh4a1). The record is from RefSeq and is a predicted model, not a curated record. The transcript has 14 exons. Bases 417 to 1832 code for a protein of 471 amino acids. Gene Ontology annotation, molecular function: L-glutamate gamma-semialdehyde dehydrogenase (NAD+) activity. NCBI's taxonomy places the organism in Eukaryota, Metazoa, Chordata, Actinopteri, Pleuronectiformes, Scophthalmidae.
GCCUUGGAUGCCCUGAAGGGGGCAACAGAGGAGAUCCCGUGCGUGGUCGGAGACGAACACGUGUGGACGUCGGACGUCAGAUAUCAGUUAUCUCCGUUCAACCACUCACACAAGGUGGCAAAGUUCUGUUACGCUGACAAGUUCCUCCUGAGAGUAAAGAGACGAACUGACUGAAGACACGCACACAGACACACACACACACACACACACACAGCGGUGGAGACGCUGGCUGACGACUUGUUUCUUUUAGUGACGACGUCGACCACAAACAUCUGAGAGUCGGGACCAAAUAUCAGCAUCUUUCAAACAGGUUCAGUGAAAACUGAAUUACAGAUGUUAAUUCUGUGGCUAAAUUUAAUGAAACAAAGUCAUGUUCCUGUUGUUUAUAUAAAACCAGCUGCACUGGACUUAAGGAGAUGAGGUCACGUGAUGCUCAGGAGCUCAUCAACAAAGCCAUCCUGGCGUCAGUGGCAGCGAGGAGAGAGUGGGACCUGACGCCGGUCCAGGACAGAGCCCAGGUCCUUUUCAAGGCGGCUGACGUCAUCAGCGGACCCAGGAGAGCAGAGAUCCUCGCCAAGACCAUGAUUGGACAGGGGAAGACGGUGAUUCAGGCCGAGAUCGAUGCCGCCCCAGAGCUGAUCGACUUCUUCAGGUUCAACGCAAAGCAUGCCAUCGAGCUGGAGACUCAGCAACCACUCGACGCAGAGGGAAGCACCAACACCAUGUUGUACCGCGGCCUGGAGGGUUUUGUAGCAGCUGUGGCUCCUUUUAACUUCACUGCUAUUGGUGGAAACCUUGCAGGUACCCCGGCUCUGAUGGGUAACGUGGUUUUGUGGAAACCCAGUGACGCCGCCAUGUCUGCGAGUUACGCCGUCUACAGAAUUCUGAGGGAGUGUGGACUUCCCCCAAACAUUAUCCAGUUCCUACCGGCAGAUGGUCCCGUGUUUGGAGACACCGUCACCUCCUCUGAGCACCUGGCAGGAAUCAACUUCACCGGCAGCGUCCCGACGUUCAAGCGUCUAUGGAGACAAGUCGGCCAGAACCUGGACACCUACAGGAAUUUCCCUCGACUGGCCGGAGAGUGCGGCGGCAAGAAUUUCCACUUCGUCCACAAGUCUGCAGACGUCCAGAGCGUGGUGACGGGGACGAUUCGCUCAGCGUUUGAGUACGGCGGUCAGAAGUGUUCGGCCUGCUCCAGGAUGUAUGUCCCCGACAGCCUGUGGCCGCAGAUCAAACAGGGACUGUUGGACAUUCACAAAGACAUGAGAGUCGGAGACCCUGUUGAAGACUUCAACACUUUCUUCUCAGCCGUCAUUGACGAGAAGUCGUUCGCUCGCAAUAAGAAGUGGCUCGGUCACGCCAAGUCGUCUCCCAGUCUGAAGGUGAUAGCCGGAGGAAACUGUGACGGCAGUAAGGGCUACUUUGUGGAGCCGACCAUCAUCGAGACCACGGACCCACAGGAGGCGAUCAUGAGCGAGGAAAUCUUCGGCCCCGUUCUGACCGUUUACGUUUACCCUGAGAACGAGUACAAGGAGGUUCUGCAGCUGAUCGACAACACGUCGCCGUAUGCUCUGACCGGAGCCGUCUUCGCUCAGGACCAGUCGGUGAUUGACGAAGCCGCCACCGUUCUGAGAAAUGCUGCAGGAAACUACUACGUCAACGACAAGUCCACCGGCUCCAUUGUCGCUCAGCAGCCGUUUGGUGGCGCCAGAGCUUCAGGUACCAACGACAAACCUGGAGGUCCACACUACGUCCUGAGAUGGACGUCUCCGCAAGUGGUGAAGCAGACACACGUCCCACUCAGAGACUGGAGGUAUCCCUACAUGGGCUGAGACUGGUCCAAUCGGAGCCCUCCGUCCAUCAGCCGAUCGUCCAAUCACAUGGAACAACACACACAAACAAACAAACAAACACAAACACACACACACACACACACACACACACACACACACACACACACACACACACACACAAAAAGACGAGAUGUCUCUGUCUCCUGAGACAGACGUUUGCACUGAACUUGGACAUGAAUGUGCUGAGACGUCGACGAUCGUCUCCAUGUGUCGUACAAACAUCUGAUAUAUAACCCCCCGGAAAAAUCUGAGUUGGGUUAGAGCUGAGCGUUCAGUCGAUUGAUUAAUGGAUGGAUUGAUUGAUUGAUUUAUUGAUUGAUUGACUGCCUGAUGCCACACUAAACUGUUGGUUUGAAGACGUCUUCUUGGACUGUGGGAAGCUGAUGAACAUUUUUCACUGCUUCCAAUCGAUCAAUUAUUAAAUCAAGAUAUCGAUCAAUAAUGAUUGUCUCUUAGAGUCUGAUAAAUCAGAAUAAGCAAUGAAUAGUUUUAUUUUUAAUCUCAUCGCUUUGUCUUUAUUUUAAUUGUGGAUCUUUUCUGCUUCAUCAGAGGAAACUGAAUCGUCCACGUUUGAAGACAUUUUCUGAUAUAUUAUCGUCCGAACAAUUGAUCCAUUAAUGGAGAGAAUUCCUGUUGGUUUCAUUGAUAAUAGACAACCGAUCAUAAUGAGAAGAAGAGAAAACAGAGUUUCUGUUACAGAACAGAGGAUUUUAAUGUUGUGUCGUAAUUUGUUAGUAUGAAUGUGAAGUUGCUGUCGUCUGUGAUUAAGACGCUGCAGUGACGUCGGCUCCGUUCAGUAAAAGUUUGUCUGCAGCUUCAGGUUGUGAGGGCAUUAUUUUCAUGUUGCGUGUGAAAUCAUUUUCCUUCCAUUAAAGUAAAGAAAAAAAUGUUUCAAGUUGCACUUCAUUCUCGAGUUCAAACAAAUGAUUUAUGAUAUUUUAAAUUACGCUGGUGGCCUUAAAAACUUCACAUCUUAGAUUUGUGAAAUAAAUAUUAAAUUAUUAAUAAAAACAGAUUUAAAUGGU